Amaranthus tricolor (Joseph's coat) is the source of this 520-nucleotide messenger RNA. RefSeq lists its product as uncharacterized. Lineage: Eukaryota; Viridiplantae; Streptophyta; Magnoliopsida; Caryophyllales; Amaranthaceae. The coding region runs from base 106 to 354 and encodes 82 amino acids. The transcript is spliced from 3 exons. The record is from RefSeq and is a predicted model, not a curated record.
AACUACCCACUUCAUCUCAUCCACAACCAAACACCAUAUAAGAAGUAUAAGAAAUAAAAGAUAAAGAUAAAAUAAAGACAAAGGGAACUCAACAAGGCAAGAAAAAUGAAGAGGAUACCUCUAAUCAAAUUUCCUAAUAGACACCCUAAAUCUUCACUUUCAUCUUCUUCUUCUGGUACCCAGUCCCAAACUUCGACGAUAACUACAAACAGUCGCAAACUCACAACAUCGAAAUCUGAUGUUCCUGCAUCACCGAGCUCCUUAGGAGUUGGCGGUAAAGCUUCACUUCAGCCUAAACGCACUCUGGUUUCAGAUAAAGAGAUGGAAGCAAUCUUGUUGGGUGGCUGCAUCUAAAUACAAAAUCAGUUUGAAUAGUUUGUAAAAAAAAUAAUGGUUUCUAAGAUUUGAAAAUUAGGCAAUCAUCUGAAGAACUGUAUAAUCUGAUGUAAUGAAUAUUGCUGUUUAUGAAAUUGUAAACUACAUUUUGAUGGUUUUAGUGUGGAAUUCUUCUUUUGGGUCA